CCCAAAGCAAAACUACCUUUGAACAUCACUCUGGGUCCAGGAAGUGGAGCUUUGGCCUGAAGUGGCUCCCAGCUGCCGCGUGGCCCCGCUGUGCUCCCAGGAGGGUGGCAGGGACACCUGGCUGGCUGGGAGGGCAGCGGCAGGGUGAUGGCUGCAACUGGCGCUGGAUGGGCUGAGGGGAGUGCAGCGUGAGGACCCAGCGACACCCCUGCUGCUCAUGCUGGCAGGGCUCUGCCAGGAGGAAGCCGGGGGCAGAACCCUCACCAGGAGCCUGGCUGGCACAGUAUGGAGCGCUCAAGCAAGAUGGAGUUCUUCCAGAAGCUGGGCUACGGCCAGGAGGAUGUGGUCAGGGUGCUGGGCAAGCUAGGCGAGGCUGCCCUGGUCAACGAUGUGCUGCAGGAGCUGAUCCAGACCGGCAGCCGCCCCGAGGCCCGAGAGGGCAGUGUUGUGCCCCUGCUCGUUCCCAGAGGCUCCUGCGGGGGCCUGGACCCUGCUCAGCAUGGGCUGGAGGCAGACGCAGAGGAGGAGUGCAGAGGGCCAGCCAGCUCUUUGCGGCCCAUAGUGAUCGACGGCAGCAACGUGGCCAUGAGCCAUGGAAAUAAAGAAGUCUUCUCUUGCCGGGGAAUCCAGCUGGCUGUGGACUGGUUCAGGGACAGAGGACACACCUACAUCAAAGUUUUUGUCCCAUCCUGGAGGAAAGACCCACCAAGAUCUGAUACCCCUAUUAGAGAGCAGCACGUGCUGGAGGAGCUGGAGAGGCAGGAGGUGCUGGUGUACACCCCGUCCCGCAAGGUGAACGGCAAGCGGGUGGUCUGCUACGAUGACCGCUACAUUGUGAAGGUGGCCUACGAGCAGGAUGGUGUCAUCGUCUCCAAUGACAACUACCGCGAUCUGCAGAGCGAGAACCCCGAGUGGAAGUGGUUCAUCGAGCAGAGGCUGCUCAUGUUCUCCUUCGUUAAUGAUCGGUUCAUGCCUCCCGAUGACCCCUUGGGCCGCCGGGGCCCCACCCUGAGCAGUUUCCUGAGCAGGAAGCCGAAGCCCCCAGAGCCGUCGUGGCAGCACUGCCCCUACGGCAAGAAAUGCACCUACGGCAUCAAGUGCAAGUUUUACCACCCCGAGAGGCCGCACCACGCGCAGCUGGCAGUGGCCGACGAGCUCCGCGCGCAAACACGGGCCUGGCGGGGCGCUGGCCCCGAGGCGGGGCUGCCGAGUAGCUCGCGGACGGCGGUGGGCCGAGGAGAGCAGGGCGGCCCCCGGGGCGCCCCCGCAGCCCGGCCCGGCCCCCGAGAGCCCGGCGCGCGCAGCCUGCCCCCUGCGCCGCGGACUGCGGACGUGGCCGCCCUCGGGGGCAGCUUCGCGAAGCUCGCCUUCCGCGACGACCCGGGGCUCCUCGGGGCGCCCCCUCCGGGUCCAGGCUGCGGCCUCGCACCCCGGCCGCGCUGUCCGGACUGGGUGUCGCCCGAGGCCCCGCCGUGCCCGGGGGCCCUGCCCCGACUCCCCAGCCCCCAGAACCCGUCCGGCCCGCAGGUCCGGCCGCGGGGUGGGUACCGCCCCGGGGACCCGCAAGGCGACCUGCUCCCCCAGCGGAGGCCGCCCACCUUCCCAGGAGGCGACGGCCGGUUCCAGGGCCCCUCCGUCUGGGCGGAGCCGGGCUGGGCAGACCGCGCCUCCAGGGGACCUUCGGAGUCCGCGCGUCCCGCUGAUACCCGCGAGGUGGAUGCGCGCGCCCAGGCGCGCACCGCGCUCUGCAGCAUCUUCCCGCCGCACCAGGUGGACAGCGUCAUGGCCUCGUUCCCCGCGCUCUCCGACGUCACCAGGCUCAUCCUCCUGAUCCAGAGAUUCCAAAAGUCUGGCGCACCUCUGGGAAAAUCCUAACGAACUGGUCCAAGCUGCCGCCAGCGUUGGUCCAGUCUAGCAUUGCAACUUGGGCCAGGCGGGUUGCCAGCCUUCACCUCGUGG
Manis pentadactyla (Chinese pangolin) is the source of this 1959-nucleotide messenger RNA. RefSeq names its product zinc finger CCCH-type containing 12D (gene ZC3H12D). NCBI's taxonomy places the organism in Eukaryota, Metazoa, Chordata, Mammalia, Pholidota, Manidae. The coding region runs from base 286 to 1875 and encodes 529 amino acids. Gene Ontology annotation, cellular component: nucleus; cytoplasmic ribonucleoprotein granule. Gene Ontology annotation, biological process: nuclear-transcribed mRNA catabolic process, RNase MRP-dependent; 3'-UTR-mediated mRNA destabilization. The transcript has 6 exons. Gene Ontology annotation, molecular function: RNA endonuclease activity; mRNA binding; metal ion binding. The record is from RefSeq and is a predicted model, not a curated record.